UCAUGCUGCUGCCAAGUCCAGAGUCUCUCAUGGGUCCCUGUACGGCCUCCCAUUGCUGCUGUCUCCAUCGCCACACUCUGCCAUGUGCCACUUUCAGGUCUCCUCACACUGCUGGUGUGUUGAAUUUUUUGACAUAGGGUGCUGGCAGAUUACGGGCCUCCCAUAGCUGCUGCCAGGCCCCUAAUCUGCCAUGGGCCCCUAUAUACCGCCUCCUCAUGCUGCUGCCAAGUCCAAGUCCAGAGUCUCUCAUGGGUCCCUGUACGGCCUCCCAUUGCUGCUGUCUCCAUCGCCACACUCUGC
Messenger RNA from Staurois parvus, 300 nucleotides. NCBI's taxonomy places the organism in Eukaryota, Metazoa, Chordata, Amphibia, Anura, Ranidae. The record is from the annotation of a GenBank genome assembly.